Messenger RNA from Ornithodoros turicata, 2676 nucleotides. RefSeq lists its product as uncharacterized. NCBI's taxonomy places the organism in Eukaryota, Metazoa, Arthropoda, Arachnida, Ixodida, Argasidae. Gene Ontology annotation, biological process: DNA integration. Gene Ontology annotation, molecular function: nucleic acid binding. Bases 1 to 2676 code for a protein of 891 amino acids. The transcript has a single exon. The record is from RefSeq and is a predicted model, not a curated record.
AUGUCCUGCAACAGUUUCCGGAUGUGUUUACGGGAAUUGGGCGACUCCCUGGGACAUACAGUAUCCACCUACGUGACGACGCAGUCCCUACAGUCACACACGCCCCGCACAGUUCCAAAAGCUGUUGAACAGCAAGUAAAGGAUGAAUUGGAGCACAUGCAAAAAAGUGGCAUAAUUGCAAAAGUCACAGAACCUACUGAAUGGGUUCACCCCAUCGUAAUAACCGUCAAGAAAAACGGAACUGUGAGGAUUUGCCUGGACCCCAGUAACUUAAACGCUGCUGUGAAACGACCACAUUACCACAUUCCUGUCAUUGAAGAACUCUUUGCAGGGCUUGCGAACUGCAAGGUGUUCACUCUUCUUAAUGCCAAGCAUGCAUUUUGGCAGCUGGCACUUGAUGAACCAAGUUCCUACAUGCGCACAUUCACUACCCCAUGGGGCCGUUAUCGUUUCCUAAGAGUACCAUUUGGACUGUCUGUGGCACCUGAACUCUUUCAGCAAGCCAUUGAUUCUGUGUUUGAGCACCAACAGGUUGUCAAACCAUAUUUUGAUGAUGUGUUGAUCGCAUCCAGGAACGUGAAAGAACAUGAAGACCAUCUCAAAGUGGUGCUAACGACAGCUCGGGCAGCAAAUCUAAAGUUCAACAAGGAAAAAGCACAGGUUGGUCUAUCAAGGAUCACCUAUCUUGGACAUGAACUAUCGCCAGAGGGUAUUGCACCAGACCCAGAGAAAGUAAGAGCUAUUGAGGCACUCCCUCUGCCUAAGGACAAGCCUGAACUUCUACGAUUCUUGGGUAUGGUGACGUUCUUAACCAAGUUUAUACCUAACUUCUCCACGAAGACAAGUCGUCUUCGAGAACUUCUUAAGGCUGACGUACCCUGGCAUUGGACGGAGCAGCACACUGAGGACUUCAACGUCCUAAAACGCACACUCAUGACAGCACCAGUGCUAGCAUUCUUUGAUCCACACAACCCCAUCCUGAUAUCAACAGACGCCAGUUCCUAUGGCCUGGGAUCAGUCCUCAUGCAAUGCAACAAACCACUCGGAUAUGCGUCUGCAGCAUUGACUACCCCUCAGCAACAAUACGCGGAAAUUGAAAGAGAGCUUCUUGAUGUUGUAUUUGCGUGUGAACGCUUUCUCUACUUCACAUUUGGAAGAACGGUCACUGUGGAAACAGAUCACAAGCCCCUGGUUUCCAUUCAGGAGAAGGAUUUUAACAAAAUUUCUCCGAGGCUUCAACGGCUCCUGCUCCGCCUGCAGCGCUAUGAUGCCAGACUCAUUUAUGUACCAGGGAAGCUUCUAGCUGUGGCAGAUGCUCUUUCAAGAGCCCCUGACCAUACUGCGACAGUCACCACGUCUGAUUAUGAUCCAGGUCCUCUGGUAUGCACCCUUGUGCAUGCAUCACCAUCUAAGCUGACUGAAAUUCAACAAGCAACAGCAAGAGACCCUGCCCUGCAGCAAGUCACAAGAUACAUCAGGCAUGGUUGGCCUAAGCACCUUUCUGGUGUACAUUCUGCAGCUAGGCCGUACUACUCAAUCAGGGACGAGCUAUACCUCAGUAAUAACUGUGUCUGCUUUCGACAACGCUUAGUCAUCCCAAAAGUCUGUCGGGCUGAGGUGCUUGGAAAACUUCACAUGUCCCACAGAGGUGUUACACUGACAAAGAGCGUCGCUCGAAAGGCUAUAUAUUGGCCUGGACUUGACAAAGAUAUUGAGCAGAUGGUAGUCACCUGCGAACUUUGCCAACGCUAUCAGCGAGCAAAUCCACAGCAGCCUCUUCUCGACAGAAACAUUCCAGAUCGCCCUUGGGAGCGUAUCGCAAUGGAUUUUUUCCAUCUCAACGACUCCACUUACUUGAUUCUUAUCGACUACUUUUCGAAGUUUGUUGAAGUUAAGAAAAUGGAAGCGAUCACUGCUGCUGACCUUAUUCACGUCCUCAGUGAAAUUUAUGCACGAUUUGGUACACCAUCAGAGGUUGUCAGUGACAAUGGCCCUCCAUUUGAUUCUCGGCAGUUCACCGAUUUCAACAAGCAGUGGGACAUUUUGCAUGUAACGUCAUCACCCCACUACCCUCGUGCUAAUGGUCAAGUGGAAAGGGCUGUACAGACCAUCAAGGCAUCGUUGAAGAAAGCUCUGGAAGAAGGAAAGGAUCUGAAUAUUGUCCUUCUGGACUACAGAACAACACCAGUCAGUGGAUCUCUGACUCCAGCUGAGCUGCUGAUGGGAAGGCCAUUGAGAACAAUGAUUCCAGCCCAUCCAGAUACGUUAAAUCCACAUUUCCCAACACAAGACCACAAGCAGCAGCUUGAACAAAAGCAGAGAUUUCAGCACAGACAUGGUGACCAACACACCAGGGAACUUCAACCGCUUGAUGUGCAUCAGCCUGUUUGGUAUUGGGACAGUGGUACAAGGGAUAAGGUCUGGAAGAAGGCCAUCAUCGACAGACUUGGGCAGAGCCCAAGGAGUUAUGUCAUCACUACAGAAUCUGGUGCUCAGCUGAUUCGGAACAGACUGCACCUUCGCCCAAGAGUUGUGCAGUCUUCUAGUCCUCGUAUAGGAACACCUAUACGUCGUCCACGUUCAGUCGAGGACUAUCACGCUGUUCUUGAAGAAGCGGAGCCCUUGUUCGCAGACAGUGUCACCAAUCGACUUCCUCAUCAAACGAGGUCUGGAUGA